AGCGCAUGCGCAGGGAGGCCGCUUCGCUCAAGCUGUCAGCUGUGUGUGUCGCCGCUUUCCUCCGCCACCAGGGAAUGUCCCGUGAAGCCACCGUAGCGCUCAGACGUCUCUGCGUUAAGGCCUGAGGACAAGGGGCUCUGCUUCUCCGCGAUUACCUGUGAUGCUCACUAGACUAUGCUGUCAUCCUCCUCCCUCGUCAUCAAACAAGCUGCAACAUCUGGUCUGUUUUUGGACGAAUAAGGGAGAAUAACUCCUCUGAACCCCUAUAGCCAACAGUGGCAGGCUCUGGAGUGCGGUACAGCAAAGCCAUGGAUCCUUGAUCGUGCUGGACCACCACUGAGCAGAACGGACCUCUCUAUCCCCUGACACUGUAUCCACCAGGGGCCGGUUGGGACGACCGCGUCGUGGAGCUUUCAUUCCCAGUCACAUCUGAUCCGUUGACUUUGUCGGAGCGAACCGAUCGUCACGAUGUUCUCUGCCCUGAAGAAGCUGGUGGGGUCCGAGCCGGGACAGCUCAGGGACAAAAACAUUCCCGCUGGCCUGCAGUCCAUGAACCAGAGUCUGCAGCGCCGCUUCGCCAAGGGAGUCCAGUACAACAUGAAGAUAGUGAUUCGCGGGGACAGGAACACGGGAAAGAGCACCCUAUGGCACCGACUUCAGGGGAAGAAGUUCCUGGAGGAAUACCUGCCCACGCAGGAGAUCCAGGCGACCAGCAUCCACUGGAACUACAAAAUGGCCCCGUACCAAGCUACGGAUGACGUGGUCAAGGUAGAGGUGUGGGACGUUGUGGACAAAGGCCAGAAAUAUCCUCUUCUUGAUGGCAAGGGAAAGAAGCGCGGCGAAAACUUGAAGAUGGAGAAUGAGACCCCGGAGUCGGACGAGGUGGCGCUGGACGCAGAGUUCCUCGACGUCUACAAGAACUGCAACGGUGUCAUCAUGAUGUUUGACAUUACCAAGCAGUGGACGUUCAACUACAUCCUGCGGGAGCUGCCCAAGGUGCCCCCCCACGUGCCGGUGUGCGUGCUGGGGAACCACCGCGACAUGGGCGAGCACCGCGUCAUCCUCCCCGACGACAUCCGCGACCUCAUCGCCAGCCUCAACAGGCCGAUGGGAGCGUCCUACAUCCACUACGCCGAGUCCUCCAUGAAGAACGGCUUCGGCCUCAAGUACCUCCACCGCUUCUUCAACAUCCCCUUCCUGCAACUGCAGAGAGAGACCCUGCUCCGACAGCUGGAGACCAACCAACUCGACAUGGACGCUACUCUGGAGGAGCUCUGUGUUCAGCAGGAGACGGAGGACCAGAACUACGAGAUCUUCCUGGAGAACCUGGAGACCCGCAGCAAGGCCUUCGGCUCCCCGGGGCCCGCCAACGGCCAGAGCCCGUCGUCGGGCUCCCAGUCCCCCGUGGUCCCCCAGAGCGGGGCCUCUACCGGCAGCUCCAGCCCCAGCACCCCCCAGCCCCCCACCCCCUUCCAGACCCAGGGCUCGGCCCCCCAGCCUCCGCCCGCCGCCCCCCCCUCCUCCGCCCCGGCCCCCCCCUCCACCCCGGCCGAGCCCUGGGGGGCGGUCCAGUCCCCCGAGCACCCCCGGCUGGCCCAGUCGCCGGCCUCCGGGGCCUCCGGGGCCUCCGGGGCCUCCGGCGCCCCCAGACCCUCCACCCCGGCCUCGCCCGCCCUGGCGGCCCCCCAGGACCAGGCCCCCCAGAAGCGCGGCUUCAUCUCCCGCUGGUUCGGCUCCUCGGGGCCCCCGGAGGCCCAGUCCGCAGCCCCAGACGGCGGGGCGGAGCAGCCCGUGUGUCCCGCCAGCGUCAGGAGCGUGGACGACUUCGUCCCCGACGAGAGGCUGGACCGCAGCUUCCUGGAGGACGGGGGGGGCUCCAAGGCUAAAGCCCCCCCGCCCGCCCACAGCAACGUCCUGGACAGCGACAGUGACGGCGAGGGCCGGGGCAACCCCAUGGUGUCGGGCUUCCAGGACGAGCUGGACCCCGACGACCAGGCCCUGCCCCUGCCCCGGGGCCCGGCCCGCGUCCAGCCCCCCAGCCGGGACGUCACCCUGACCAGCGACGAGGAGGACCCCCCCGCACCCGCCCUCACCCCCCACGUCCUGGACCUGGACAGCGAGCCGGAGAUGAAGAGGUCCGUCAUCAGCACCACCAAACCAAAGGCCGCGGCCAAGAAGGGUUCGGAGCCCAAAGCGCCCGGCCAGCUCCUGCUGACCCCCGCCCCCAUCUCCCUCACCCUGACCCCCACGGCCGAGCAGCCAAUCAGCAGGCAGCAGGGCAAGAAGAAGGGCAACUCCCCCAAGGCGGAGGACUCCGACACGGAGACGGAGACGCCCGUGGCCCAGCAGACGCUGUCCUUCGUCAUGGACGACCCCGACUUUGAGUCCGACGCCUCGGAGACGCCCCAAGUGACCAAGGAAGUGUUUCCGGUCAGGGCGGAGCUUCUGUCUGACCUAUCGGAGGACGAGGUGCGGCCGGCCAAAGGGGCGGUGACCCUUAAGCCGGCCGUCAUCUCCUUCAAACACAAGAACGACACGGACCUGUUCGGGCUGGGCUUCGGAGAGGAGCCGACGGCCGCCAAGGACAGCAGUGACGAGCAGGAAGAGAAGGAAAGCAAACCCUCCCUGAAGGAGAAGAAGAAGAAGAAGAAGAAGGUGAAAGAGGUCGAGGAGGAGGAGAAAAGCAAGAAGAAACACAAACACAGGAAGAAGGAGGAGGUGGCGGCCGGGGCGGCGGAGGACAAGGAGAAGAAGAGGAAGGCCAAGCCGUCCCGGGCCAAGAAGACGGACGUGGACGAGCUGGAGGACUUCCUGGGCGGGGGCGGGGCCUCUGUGCGGCCCGAAGGCGGGGACUACGAGGAACUCUAGAGCGCAAAGAGGGCGGAGCCUCCAUCGAAUGUGUGCGCGUGCGUGUUCGGACCUCCAGCAUCUCCCCCCCCCCCCCCCCCCAGAACCAAACACACGCCCUCCUCAUUGUCUUUUCCGACCAAUGAGAUCAAGGCGAGGAGACUAGAACCGUGCACUGUAAGAGAUGAUUGGAGCAGAGCUCCCCCCUCCCGCCCCCCUGUAAUUUGGACUCUCUUACAACUGACUGUGCUUAAUAGUUUGGUUUUAAUUCAGUUUUCCGGUGGAUGUCUGCACAGCCGUAGUCCGGUGUGGUGAGGGCUCCCUUAGGGCUCCGUCGUGGUCGUGGUCUGAUGUCUCUGUGUUUUUAGUGUAUCGAUUGCGAGCAUGCUCAGUUUGGUGACUGAUACCCUUCCGAUCGCCCAGAUAGAUGUAUUGAUUAUCGUUUGUCCCUUGCUCUUCUGCGGUCGACGGACUCUAUCAUGGCAGCUUUAGGCACGCGCCUGCCCCCCACUGUGUCGUGAGCCGAAGAAGAAAUCUGAAUCCACAAAGAAUCAUCCUCAUCCUCAUCCUCAUCUGGGGAGACGCGGCCGUCAAGCACUCCACCUCUCCCCCACGGUUACCGUCGUCGUGUGUGCGUUUGCAUCCAUCGGCCGCUUCAACACUAAUGACUUCACAAACUGCACCGAGGAACGGGGCCGUCAAGACGCGGGCGGGCGAGGCUCUGUUGGUUUGAGUUUGUGUCUUUUGUUUUCGUUUGUUUCUUUGGAUUCUCUAUUGGUUCCACAUUUCCUCAGGGGCCUUAAAGGUUGAGGUCGCUCCAUACAUUUCAAGUGUUCUUACUGUAGGCCGUGUUUCAUGUUUAGAGAACUCCUUCCCACUCGCUCUGGAUCCCCGACGCCCGGUCCGUGGAAGCUGUGGAGCUCCACGCUCGACCACAAUGCGCUCUUGUAUUAGAUUGCAGUGGAUCCACAACUCGGUGUGUUCGUUAAUUCUCUAACUCUUAACCGAAUAAGGAGCCGCUAUUUCUGCCACUACAACCUUUUUCAAGACCAGUUCUUUUAACGUUAGAUUAUUUUUUUUGGCGUAAAACGUGUCGUUUUUGCUUGUGUAAAGUGCAUAUCAUGGCCGGCACCCUCUCGGGUGCUAUGAAAGUACUGCAGCCGAGCUAGGGCUGUGAGGAUCGGUUUAUUUUAUUAAUGUCCCCGUUGACUCUCGCCCACCGUCUCCCCUCCUUCCCUUUCUCUAUGUCGUCAUGGAAACGUGUCUUUGCCCGGAUUCAUCGAUUGAUGGACUCCGGUCAGAGGAUGCUCCCCUCUGUGCAGUCAAGUUUGGUUAGGCCGUUUGGCCAGCAGGACUGUACUGCCUCAAACCGGCUGUCCCCCUAUUUACUGUCACCCACUAAGACACAAGACUAAGUUAUGUGGAUUUCUUUAUUAAAAACCUUUUAUUUACAAAGCGACCAUGAUAAUGGAACGGCUUGUCUAUUCCCCCUGUCACGUUUUUAUUUGGUUGCUUUACAGCUGACUUUGUGUUUGAAAUCUUCUCCAAGAUGAAACUAUGCAGCCUCCAUCGUCCAUACUGUGUGCUCAAGAGCUUUCUUUUUUAUGUCUUCUUUGAUGUGUGUGUGUGUGUGUGUGUGUGUGUGUGUGUGUGUGUGUGUGUGUGUGUGUGUGUGUGUGUGUGUGUGUGUGUGUGUGUGUGUGUGUGUGUGUGUGUGUGUGUGUGUGUGGGCAUAGCAAAAACAAAUGUAUAAAGUAUAAAAUGAUAUAUAUUUGAAGAUUUUUGUUCCAAAAUUAGACCUGUGUGAAGAGAAUGGUUAGCUGCGUUCUGGUUAUUGCUAAUAUGAGCUUAAGUCCUUUUCUGAACAAUAAAGACUGUCCGCCUAAGUAACUAAAUCUGCAAUAGCUCUAACGAUACACUCUUCAGCACUUUUUACUUGUCAACCUUCAAACGAUAUUCUAUGUGUUACGAUAUGUUUAUUUUGGAACCAAACCUUUCCUUUUUCAUUCCACCACAUGUUUACACUGUGUGAGUUUGCCCAUGUUGGUUUGUUCAAUAAAUGCAAACUAAUUUCAUCA
Molecule: messenger RNA, 4925 nt
Organism: Gadus macrocephalus (Pacific cod)
Lineage: Eukaryota; Metazoa; Chordata; Actinopteri; Gadiformes; Gadidae
Gene: rabl6b
Product: RAB, member RAS oncogene family-like 6b
Exons: 18
Coding region: 469-2868 (799 amino acids)
Cellular component (GO): cytosol; nucleus
Molecular function (GO): GTP binding
Source: RefSeq, a predicted model, not a curated record